AUGGCGACACUGGGGGCGGCGGCUUCGCCACCAGGCACGACGCCGAGCAAGGCGGGAACAAGUCCACUGCCAGGACUUCUUGCCAUGACUUCGCCUACGGGUAGUGAUACGAGUUUGCGGGCCGUGAGCCCGAUUGGCCUCUCGACGCCACGAGCUCCCAGUCCCAUCACCCGCUCCUUGUCUUCAAAAAGCAUACGGCGCAAGCAGCGUGGUCCCUCGCUUUGGGGCAAGGCGCGACUCGGUGUCCAAGUCGCAGCCGUGUUCAACGAUGUUCAAGCGGAGCGGCAAAAAACGCUGGAAAAGUUUGAACAAUUGCAAAACCAGUCGGCUGAUAAGCGCCAUCUGUUGGAACGCGCCCGGGAGCUCAAAUCAUUUCUUGGGCGCUGCCAGGGUGUGCAGCAGCGCUUAGACGACAAGGAACAGCUUUUGCGUGCCAGUGAGAUUGAUCCCAGCCAAGAUGUGGCCUUGGCUCUGCAGAAACACCAGGUCUAUACUUUGUGCAUGACACUGGCAUCACUGCUGGCCGAGUUGAAGACCUUUCGCGAGGACUUGGAACAACUUGAAGCUGAAACUCAAGAACAAGUGGCUGCUCAGCAUCCUGGCGCCAAUCGCUUCCAGGCCGCAACAACCAAGCUCGCUGACUCGCUUGCAACUGUCGAGCAGCUGGCGGACGAGCAUGGCCGUGCGCUGCAAAACUCCACGACUCAGUUUGAGCAAUGGGAGGCUCUUCAAAAGCGCCAGCAAACUUUUGACAAGUGGUGUGAGGCAACCCGCGCCAGCAUUCUAGCCCACGAACCCGCCGAGGACCUGGCCUCUGCUCGCACACAGCGUGAGGCCCACGAACAUGCUCGCACCGAGGCACUUGCUGGCCGGGCCAACCUGGACAAAAUUAUGGCCGAGGGUCAGCAGCUCAUUGCCGAUGAUCACUACGCUGCCGAUCAGAUUGCUGCAGCUCUGGAUCAUACAGCCACUUUGUAUGCUGCCCUUGAAAAGCUGGCCGAAGAGCGCAGUGUGUUCUAUGAGCAAAAUUGCUUGUUGCAGGAGUUUCUCAAAACGGCCGACCGCAUCGAUGAGUGGCUAAUUCGUCAUGACCAACAGCUGACAGAGGCCUCGCGUGGAGAGACGGUUGAGCAGACACAGGAGCUGUUGAAUGCCCAUGGAGAGUUUGAGGCCGACCUACGCGCACAGCAGCAGCGGCUGGAGGAACUGGGCCAGAGCGUGGAGCAGGCUCGCAACGAGCAGCACUUUGACAUUGACAACAUGCAAGCCAUUUUGAUGGACAUUACCACCAAAAAGGACCAUUUGGUUGCUGCUGCCGCCGCCUACCGGGCCAACGUCGUCGAGUCUGGCCAGUAUUUUGAACUACAGGAGCAAAUCGAGGAGACAAUGGAUUUCAUUACGGAGCAGAUGAAGCAAGCCGCGGCCGAGACAUACCGUGACCUACCUUUAGUGGAAGCCCACCAACUCCAGCACCGUGCCAACGGGGUCACGAUUGAAGGGUAUCGUGAGGCUGUGGCUCAACACUCGGAGCGGGCCGAUUCCUUGAUCGCGAAUGGUCAUUUUCGCGGUGAGGACUUACGUGAGCUUUCCGCGCGCCUGCAAGAGCAUUGGGCCGAGCUCCUCAAGGCACACGAAUGCAAGGGUCGCCGUUUGCAAGAAGCUGAGCACUUGGUCUCUUUUAACAGAGAUUUUACCGAUUUGGAAACUUGGCUUGACUCACUCGAGCGCUACGUUGCCUUGCCGGACUUGGGCCAUGACGUUCCGAGUGCCGAGGAAUUGGUCAAGGAACACGAGGAGCAUGAAAGUGAAUUGGCUUCACGUUCAGGCGCCAUGCAGGCCCUGCGCCAGCAGGCCGUCAAAUUUGGGGAAGAGGAACACUUUGCUGCGGAAGAUUGCCACCAACGGACCAAGCUUCUGGAGGAGCGCAUGGAAGACAUGCUGGACCCGUUUGUUGCCCGAGGUGAAAACUUAUCCGCAAGUCUGGAGCUGCAGCAGUUUCUGCUCGCCGUUCGUCGCCAAGAAGCAUGGAUUCAACUCAAAGCACCGUUGGUGCACAGCGAGGACUAUAGCCAAACACUGCUAACGGCCAAGAGUCAACUGCAUCGGUUCAAUGGACUCGAGGCCGAAUUACAGACACAUGAAAAAAGUAUUCAGGAUAUUCAGGCCCGAGGCACCAAGCUGGCCGAAGAAGGGCACUACGCUGUAGCACAGAUUCAAGAACGACAAACGGGCUUGCUCAAGCAGUGGGAUCAGCUUUUGUUGGACGCCAAGUUUCGCCAUCAGAAAUUGGGCGAAAACCUUGAACUGCAACAGUUCCUGGUGGACCUCCGCCAAACGGAAGCCUCCUUGCAAGGCGUUGCCGAACAGCUUGCCCUGCCUGCCGUAGCACAGACAGUGAAAGAAGCCAAGUUGUUGCAAGCACGUCACACGGAGACUGCGCGGCAGUUGGAGUCAUUGGAAGCGCCGCUCCAGCAUUCCCGGCAAUGGCAUGAGCAACUGGCUGCGAAAAGUAGUCUGGGCUGUGAAACCACCGCCAAAUUGGUGGCAAGCGCACAGCAUCAAUUUGAUCGUCUACGACAACAAGCCAACGCUCGGAGCGCCGAAAUCAGUGAUGCUAUGAAAGCGCUGUUGUUUGAAGAAGAGGCCGAGGAGGUUUUGGAUUGGAUACAAGGCGGGAUGGAGGAGGCCGGCUCCACGGAGCUAGGAGAGGAUGUUGAUGCAUGUGAGCAGCUUCGCAAAGAGUUUGCUGACUUUGCACAAGAGCAACUCAAGGGUGGAUCGCGCGUCGAACGCAUCGAUCGCAAGGCCAACAAGCUUGCCGGCAAUGCCAGCUACUCAAGCGUGAGCGAGCUGAACACUCGUGUUCAGGGCGGAUGGGCCAAGCUGCAAGAUUUGAUUGCAAAACGCCUGAAGAUGUUGGAAAACGCCGCGGCCAUGCUUACGUUUCAUCGCGAUGCAGAUGAUACCAUGGAUUGGAUCGCGGGCAAGGAGCGUGAACUGGAUGCAGGUGACUUGGGCGUAAACACGGGCAGCGUUGCUGUGCUGCAACGUAAGCACGAGGCCCUGGAACGAGAUCUGCAAGUUCUUGGCAAGAAGCUUGAGCAUCUCUUUGGCGAGGCCGGUCGACUGGUAGCCCUUCAUCCUAGCCAUUCCCAAGCAAUUACCAAGAAGCAGGCUGACAUGGCCAGGCGCUGGGAGGUGAUGCAAGCGACGGCUGAGCAGCGGCGCAGAGCCCUGGAGCUCAUGCAUGAGUUUUUCAGCUUCAAGGAAAAUGCUCAGGAACUCUUGGCUUGGUUUGAGCGCAUGCAAAAUAACAUUGCGCACGUGCAGCCAAUCAUCGAUUUGGCCGAUGCCGAGCGACGCUUGCAGGCCCAUGUUGAGCUGCGCCUUACUAUCGAAGCGCAGCAGGAUACGGUGAACCGCAUCUUGGACAAAGGCGAGGAGUUACUUGGCAUCGAGGCCACUCGGGAUGAGAACAUCCGUGCGCUGCUAACGGAGAUUGGUGACGCUCAAGAAAGCCUGUCGGUGACCUGGGAUCACUUCAACGAGCUGUAUCAAGAAGGUGUUUUUAUUCAAGAGUCUGUUCGCGAGGCAACCGAGCUUGAAGCUUGGAUGGAUGAGCAGCAAGCGAUGCUUGCCAUGGAUGCAGGACAUAGCGAGCACGAAUGGAAGGUGUUUGAGGAGUUUCAACAGCGCAUGGAAGCACAGGAGGCCAGUGUGCAACGCUGGACGUCGGUCAUCGAUGAAAUUGCUGAUGAGUUGCAAUCAGGCGAAGUUCAGGGCCUGUACCGCCAGCACGGUAGCGAUUCCCUCCGUCGUGGAUCGGUCUUCACAGCAGCAAAGAAGCGCCCGACCAUGGAUUCGAUGACUCGCCGCCGACCCUCAAUGAUGACUUCUCGUCAUGGCUCAGUGGAUUUUUCUACCAUGCGAGAAGAUGCGCGCCAACAGCUGCCGAAUGGCUCAAACAAGGACGGGAAGAUGGCCUCUCCAACGCGACCAGCAGACAGCUUGCCACGAAGCAGCAUUGUUGCGGCAGGUCCCCGCUCGCUGGGUGGCCAAUCCUCUCUCUCUUCGACUGUGCUGGCUGCUGGACCUGCAGACCCGCCCUCGGCACCUACCCAGGUGCCGAACCUCGAAUCAACCAGCAAGCCAGAAUCUGCAACAAUGCAUGGUGCGCAGGUGCCUUCAACGGCACCAUUGACUGGCAUGAUUGAGGAACAAGAAGAAGAGGAAAACGUGGGAGCGCACGACGAGGCGGACGCCUUGUCGGCGGCCCCGCCGCCGCUGCCGGAGAAAUCGCCUGCCUCAUCGCGUAGCGCAUCUCCCUUACCAAAGAAUGUACGUGACGAGUACAUUAUGGUCGACACGGACGGCCCAGCCAACACUGAUGCUUUAGAAGAGCCAGCUUCAGACCCUGCACUUGAAGCUGUGUUAGAGUCAAUUCCUGAUGCAGCGCCCCAUGCAGCGUCAAAGCCCAAUGUUUCUGUAUCCGGCUUUGCGCCAGCCCCUGCCCCUGCAAGUGGCACAUCAGCUGCCACGCGCACCUUGCCCGCCGUACGGCGGGGAUCAGGCUCAGAAAGCCCGCGCACUGGUCGAGCUCUUCCACAACCUCCAGGGCAAGGCCAGCGCAGCAGCUCUGCCAGCCCACAGACCAUGACAGUGAACGCCCUUGCGGCCCCGCCGGUCUCGCUGGCCCGAGAUGCAAGCUCGCCCCUCAGCUCGGGCCAUGGCGCUGAAGGCCACGAAUCAUUUGGGGAGGGCGACAUGACUGACACCAAGUUCCUGGGCGCCGGCUCCCAGUCCUUACCAACUCAACACCCAACUGCCACAGUCGCCUCGCCUGCCAGCGUACCGCCACCCGCAGUACCUGCACCCCAGAACGAGGAGGAUGAUGACGAUGACGAUUGGGAUGAUCUCAUCUAAGCUCGCUCGCGCAACCAGCCUUUCAGCACAAGCGAUUGAGUUUCAAUUAUGACAUCCGCACGCAAUGUCCCGCCUUCUUCCGCUCGCUGCUAUAAUUCUUCUGUGCUUCACAUGCAUGCUCCACAAUCAAUGUCGUUCGUU
Messenger RNA from Monosiga brevicollis MX1, 5064 nucleotides. RefSeq lists its product as uncharacterized. NCBI's taxonomy places the organism in Eukaryota, Choanoflagellata, Craspedida, Salpingoecidae. The coding region runs from base 1 to 4923 and encodes 1640 amino acids. The record is from RefSeq and is a predicted model, not a curated record. Gene Ontology annotation, cellular component: cortical actin cytoskeleton; plasma membrane; cell junction. Gene Ontology annotation, biological process: actin cytoskeleton organization. Gene Ontology annotation, molecular function: actin filament binding. The transcript is spliced from 35 exons.